Messenger RNA from Pleuronectes platessa (European plaice), 3307 nucleotides. It is a transcript of the gene slc17a6b, whose product is annotated as solute carrier family 17 member 6b. Gene Ontology annotation, cellular component: excitatory synapse; synaptic vesicle membrane. Lineage: Eukaryota; Metazoa; Chordata; Actinopteri; Pleuronectiformes; Pleuronectidae. Gene Ontology annotation, biological process: neurotransmitter loading into synaptic vesicle; transmembrane transport; synaptic transmission, glutamatergic. The record is from RefSeq and is a predicted model, not a curated record. Gene Ontology annotation, molecular function: neurotransmitter transmembrane transporter activity; L-glutamate transmembrane transporter activity. The transcript is spliced from 12 exons. Bases 1 to 1746 code for a protein of 581 amino acids.
AUGGAGUCCGUGAAGAUGAGAGCUGUGACGGGGGUGAAGGAAUUUGCGGGGAAGACCCUGGGCAAAAUGUACAAGGUGAUCGAGAGGAAGCAGAAGACCGGGGAGGUGAUCGAGCUGACGGAGGACGGGCGGCCCCGGGAGGCCGCGGCGAAGAAGCCCCCGCUGUGCGACUGCAAGUGCUUCGGUCUGCCCCAGCGCUACAUCAUCGCCAUCAUGAGCGGCCUCGGCUUCUGCAUCUCCUUCGGCAUCCGCUGCAACCUGGGCGUGGCCAUAGUGGGCAUGGUCAACAACAGCACCAUCCACGAGAACGGCAAGAUCAUCAUCACAGAGAAAGCCAAGUUCAACUGGGACCCGGAGACCGUGGGUUUGAUUCACGGAUCUUUUUUCUGGGGCUACAUCGUGACCCAAAUCCCGGGAGGAUACAUCUCCUCCAGGCUGGCGGCAAACAGGGUAUUCGGUGCGGCCAUUGUUCUGACCUCCAUCCUCAACAUGUUCAUUCCCUCGGCUGCACGAGUCCACUACGGCUGUGUCAUUUUCGUCAGGAUAUUACAAGGGCUGGUGGAGGGAGUGACCUACCCGGCCUGUCAUGGCAUCUGGAGUAAGUGGGCUCCUCCCCUGGAGAGGAGUCGUCUGGCCACCUUAUCAUUCUGUGGCUCUUAUGCUGGAGCUGUGAUAGCGAUGCCCCUGGCCGGGAUCCUGGUUCAGUAUUCUGGCUGGUCCUCAGUCUUCUAUCUCUAUGGAUGCUUUGGCAUCUUCUGGUACAUGUUCUGGAUCCUUGUGUCUUAUGAGAGCCCUGCUGAACAUCCCACCAUCACUGAUGAGGAACGCUGCUACAUUGAGGAGAGCAUUGGAGAAAGUGCCAGGCUCGCGGGUCCUUCUGAGAAAUUCAAGACCCCCUGGAAGAAGUUCUUCACCUCAAUGCCUGUCUAUGCAAUCAUUGUGGCCAACUUCUGCAGGAGCUGGACCUUUUACCUGCUGCUGAUCAGCCAACCUGCCUAUUUUGAGGAAGUGUUUGGCUUUGAGAUAAGCAAGGUGGGCAUGUUGUCUGCUCUUCCCCAUUUGGUGAUGACCAUCAUUGUGCCCAUCGGCGGCCAGCUGGCCGACUACCUGCGUGAAAAGAACAUCCUGACAACCACCACCGUCAGGAAAAUCAUGAACUGUGGAGGAUUUGGUCUGGAGGCCACAUUUCUGCUAGUAGUGGGAUAUUCCCACAGCAAAGGGGUGGCCAUCUCCUUCCUGGUGCUUGCAGUGGGAUUCAGUGGAUUUGCUAUAUCAGGGUUUAACGUCAAUCACCUGGAUAUUGCUCCGCGUUAUGCCAGCAUCCUAAUGGGCAUUUCUAAUGGUGUGGGUACCCUGUCCGGGAUGGUGUGUCCUCUGAUAGUUGGUACUAUGACGAAGAACAAGACUCGAGAAGAAUGGCAGUCCGUGUUCCUGAUCGCCUCCAUGGUGCAUUAUGGGGGCGUCAUCUUCUACGGGAUCUUUGCUUCGGGAGAAAAACAGCCGUGGGCCGACCCCGAGCAGACCAGCGAGGAGAAGUGUGGCUUCAUCGAUGAGGACGAGCUGGCAGAGGAGACGGGCGACAUCACUCAGAGCUACGGUGCUUUCGGAGGUCAGGCUAAGACGUACGGCGCGACCACUCAGGUGAACGGAGGCUGGGCCGCCGGCUGGGAGAAGACCGAGGAGUACGUCCAAGAGGAAGCACAGGGAGCGGGCUACGGGUACAGGCAGGAUGAGGGCUACUCUUAAACCAAACCCACACUCAUCGACACACAAAAGUAGACUUAUUUUCCUGAGUGUGCGUCAGUUUAGUCAUAAAAAUAUCAAGAAACUACAAUCCAUCAUUGUAGGCUAUGGUUUGCACAAAUUCUAAAUAAAGAAAUCUAAAAAAUGACGAACGUAGUGUAAAGAUUACUAAAGCACAUAGAAAAUAUAAGGAUAUUUGAUUAAUAGAGGUGUCACACAUAUCAAAUUGGCAGUCUGUAAGUGUAAUAUUAUGCAUAUUGAUGAUAAAUAUAUUCAUUUGGAGUGCAACUGUAUGUAAACGUGAACAUUUCCAUCCUAUUAGCGGAGGCUUCCUGACAGCACUUGAGCCUGUAGGGCUAGGUAGAAGCUGCCCAUCAGAACCGAGCCCUCAAUUAUCAAAUUACCUGUUACAGUACAAUGUUCUACAAGCCAGCCAUUACAGUGUAUAGAUAUGUCACUGCACAGCAAUGUAAACAGAAGCUAGACACUCUGUUGGUAUAGAUUGUACGGUGUGUCUCCUGAACGCACUCAGAGUAGUGUGACUUUUUUAAUGCACAACAUGAUUUUUUUAUUUCCUCAUCCACGGCUUCUAUGUGUGUGUGGGUGUGUGUAUGUGUGUGUGUAACUCUAAGUCCUUGAUGUGUAAGUGAGCUGCUGUAAAGAUUUGAAGUGUGGUGUGAUGAUUCUUGCUGACCGUUUGGUUACACUUGCAAAAAGGUAAAAAAUGUCUUUGUUUGCUACAUGUGACCCGUUUAUGUAACUCUGCUGUUUGAGCUUUUUGGUUUUUGUUUUACCAAUUGCGACCCGUCACAUCUCAGCAGUGUAGUGCAGGAGUAAAGCCAUUCUCCUUAUCGUGAUCCACAUUGCUCUCAAAGCCUAUAGCUGUACCAAUGCAUUGUGGAAACACAGUUUUAAAUAAAACAUAUAUUUCAGAGAUAACUAGCAAUGCGCAGAGUAGAUGUAUAAACGUUUAUAGAUUCAAUUUAGACAUUUAGAGAUUCAUGGUCAGACACGACCUUAUGGAGAGUUGGUGCAAUGGAAAGUACAGACUAACAAAAAUCUGUAUGAGAAUCUUCAUAUAUUAAAACAGCAAAUAUUACGUUUAAUGAAAUAGAAAGUUAUUUAAAAGUAUGAAAUAGAUAUUUACGUAAUCCAAUGAAUAGGUGAGUAAUAUUGAAAGAACAUUUUAAAGCCCCUGAAAACAAAGUAUUUCUCAAUAACUUCAAUAUAUACGAUAAAAAGGGGAAAUCUGUGUGCCUGAAACAUUCUGGUUCUAGUUGGCCAAUCACUUUUGAGCAGGCGUUGGUUGCCCGCAGGUUAACAUUCCAUGAUCAGAGCAAAAGAAGCAGAACACAUUGACCCAAAUGAUCGAUAACCCCAAAUGUUGUUUGGACCAAAAACACUUACAAAAAAGCAGCAGAAAUGUUUGUUCAAAGAAACAGGUCGGAUUAUAAAGAGUGCACAGUGAGCUGAAGACAGAGCCUUGGACUAGAUGUCUCCACCGAAAGCCCCAGAGUCAAAGUCAGCAUCAGACCAAACAAGACUGUUUCAUCCAGACUUUGUU